AUGAUUAACACUUUGCAUCUUUAUGCAUACUGUAACUACCCCAAUAACUUGAAAAAAGCACUUAAAAAUAGCUCCUCAAUGAUUAAUAGCGUUUUCAACCAAAAUCCUUUAUCAAUUGCAAUAUUAAAAGGAUUCAAAAAUUGCAUCAACUCAAUCAUUCUCUCACUUGAUAAUUAUCUAGUUGUUCACAUAUAUACGUUUUUCAUCCAUUCAUAAUCGUUAGGGAAGCCGAUGUAAGGCUCGUCAGCGAUUCUAAGCAUUCUUGCAAUAGCGCCUUGGGCGACUGUAAUUGAGCAAUAUGUAUUCCACAUAUGGGCUGCUUUAUUUUUUUUAUAGCGUCAGCUCCACCUAUAGCCCAUCUUGUCUUCCAUCCAGUCACUGAAAAGAUUUUCUAGCACUUCCAAAAACAACUAUUCUAUCCCAGAGGUUCCCAAAAUUGGCUAUACUUAUAUGCUCUCUGCCAUCAUACGUGAUAUACUCAUAUACCUCAUCAGAAAUUAUGCAAACAUAUGGCCACUUUUCUAAAAUCUCUGCAAUUUUUUUCGAUUUCUUGUCUUGUGAAAACCUUCCCAAUAGGAUUGUGGGGUGUAUUUAUCAUAAAAACACGAGUCCUUUCGUUAAAAGCUGCUUCAAGUCUCUCAAAAUCUAAAGUCUAUUGAUUUUCUCCAGGAGCUGGUGGUGGGGUUAAAGCACACCAACUGGAAUUCCUCCAAAUAUUGCUGUUUGGGGUAUAUAAAGGUCAAAGCAAGGCUCUAUCAUAACAACUUCAUCUUCAGGGUUAACCAUGCCUAAGAGGGCACACAUGAUUCCUUCGGAAGCACCGAUUGUGACUGCUAUUUCUGCCAGAGGAUUAAUCUCUCUAUUAUAUUUCGAGCUAUAAAAUCUAGCUAAUUCUUGGCACAAAGGGAGGUAGCCCUGUGAUCUUGAGUAUUGGUUUUCAUCAGAGUUUGUUGCAUCAAUUAGAGCUUGUUUCGCAAAGUCAGGGCAUUUGAAAGCAGGGAAACCUUGCCCUAAAUUUAUUGCGUUAUAUUUUAUAGCAAGAGGUGAGAACUCGGUUCAUACCGUGUACUGAAAAGGUUCAAGCUUCUUUGCAAUAAGUUUCCAAGCUUCCAUUUAAUAAUUUUUUUCCACAAGGAAUAAGCUUAUAAAACUUAACUAAUAAACUUGCUAAUAAUAGGUCUUUAGUAAUCAUCCGAUAAUAAGAAUUUAUUUAAAUCUAUUCUUUGAUAUGAGUGAAAUAGUAGUUUUGGCGUUUUAAUAAUAUACAACAAAAUAUGCAUUUAAAAUUUAUACUUUUUAGUUAAAAUAAAAUGAAGAUUUCAAAGUUUCUAAGGAAUUUUGGUUCUCUCUGCGUCUGGGGUGAAGGGAAAUGCCUGGUCAUAAUAAACCUCCAGGUAAAAAAUUAUUUACUCCAAAACGAAUAGAAAAGACAGGUGAUAACCAAGAUUUCAAUGAAGAUGUAAUUUAUGUCUCAACUGGUCCUUCUCAUUGUGGGUUUAUUACAAGCUCAGGCGAUGUCUACACAUUUGGAAAAAACGACUAUCUUCAGCUAGGCCACACAUCUAAUUUCACCUUAGGUCCAAUGAAAGUUCCCUCAAUUCCACCUAUGAAGCAAAUCGAAUGUGGUGAAUUGCACACCGUAGCCCUUUCAGAAUCUGAAAGGUCUACUCAUGGGGCUAUGCAAGCUCUCAAAAUCCAUUACGCAAGAUCUUUGAAUGGCGCUCACGCAAUACUUUAGGAUAUUUUUUCAGAAAAUAAAGCCGAGCUACCCAAAAAAAAAAUCGAUGCAAUCCAGGACCAUAUCAUAGAAAUUGCUUCAGGAAGCCGGCAUUGUUUAGCUUUAACGGAUGAAGGCAGCAUUUAUGCAUGAGGAAAUAACGAAGUUGGCGCUCUCGGUGAAAAGGAUUUUGACAGCCAUUUAGAAGUUCCUAGAAAAAUCCCUUUUUUGAAAAACUGGAAGCUGAUAAAGUGAUUAAAAUUCUGCUGGAGAAAGCUCAAGUGCUGCAUUAACAUCUUCAGGCAAAAUCUAUGUGUGGGGAAAUAACGAAAAUUAUGAAAUUGGGGCAGGAGACGAGGAAGAAUUUUUGGAAACAAUUUGUGCUAACACCCCGACUAUGCUUAAAAUUAGUGAGCUGAAUGUGAUUAAAGAAAUGUGCUUAGGGACCAAUACUAUGAUGCUAAAAAGCAAUAUUGAACAUAUCUAUGUUGUAGGGCUGAAGAUAUGGAGAUAUCCUAAGAAAUUUGAUGUCCCAGCAGAGUUGGAGGUGCAGCAGAUAUGCUGUGGGAUGGAUUAUUUUCAGUGCUUUUUAAGGAAUCAAGGGUUAUGUAUUAUGGUGGGCCUUUUACGAAGGAUUAUUAUAGCUCUCAUAUGGAAUAUCCGGAAAAGACAGAAAUCACGAAUCCGAUUUUUUCCCAAGCCGUGUUCAAUAUAUGACAAGGAAAUAUAACUACUGUGCAGCUAUAUUACAUCCAAUUAUAGGACAAUAACUUUCUUUCACAAAUUAUUUUCUUUAUAAUUACUCUCUUUUUGAUAAUAUCUUGAUUUAAUAUUGAUUUAUUUUUCAAUUUCAAAUAUUUUGAGUCUUUUUUCAUAUCUUGUGGCAAAUCAGAUCCUUUUUAUAUGCCCCAAUUUCUAUAUUCAAUUUCAGAUUAAAUUUUGAAAUAUUAAAGCAAAAUUUCCCACAAAUUGUAUUAAUUCCUUGUUAAUUCCACCAUUUUCAUGUAAAAUUUUGACUUCUAAUAAUAAAAUGAGAUCUCAUAACCCAGCUAUAAUCACUCCCAAAGACAGACCAUAAAACCUUACACUAGAAUCCAGAUAUUCACCAGACCAAUACGAAAAUUCACAAUUUUUGCAACUCCCAAAUAAGCAGGAAUCAAGACUCAUAUUCACUGAGCCAAAGUCCAUCUCAUAGAAGCAAUUAUUCUAUGCAUGAGUUUUCGUUGAAGCCUCCUCUUCCAAAGCACCCCAAGCCCAGUCACAAGCGCACGAUUUCUGGAAAUCAAACAUAGUUUUCAGCCCUUUCUUACAAAAAUCUGGAAAUCGACACAGAUCAGAGUCAUAAGACGAAAUCCCCAGUAAAAACUGCUAAACACAGUGGAGAGAUAAAUCCUACACAUCUUAGAGAAAUAGAAGAAAAAAUAGACGAGCCCAGAUUAGUCAGUCAAGAAAGUGAAAAUGAAGAAAAUUCUAAUAAGGAGACUUUGGAAUUUCAAAAUAUAAUCCAUAUGAUUGAAAAAGAAGAUGAAAAAAGUAAGCGCAUGAAGGCAGAAAACUUGAAGAAAAUAAAAUAUUUACUGUUAGAGAGUAUGAAUAAGGAAGGAAGCAUUGAGUCAGAUUUAUUUGGCAGAGAAGAUAUGAUAAGCACUGCAUCUAGUAAAGCACACAACGAAUUUGUUUGCUUUAUAAUGCAAGAUACUCCAUAUAAUGCUUGUAUUUCAAAGGCUAUCUCGAAAUACCCAGAAGAAAGUGCUGUUUUUAAACAAAAAUCAAUUAAAGGUCAUCGUCGAAGAAAAAGCGAAAAUAAUUUAUUGUAAGACUAAUUUGAACUGCAAUUUCAGCUUGCUUUUAGGCAAUAAAUCCUUUUUUAAUUCACAAUAAAAUUUGUCCCCUAGUCUCAAUUAUUAAUUAAAUAUUGCUAAAAUAAUUUAAUAUAAAUGUAUUAUUUAAGAUCGGCAUUACAAUACAUCGGACUCCAAAAAUACUUCUGAAAAAAGUUUAUAAUGUAGACGAGACGCUAUUAAAGAAAAACGAUGAUUUUAUUGAAAACAAUCACAGAAAACUAAUGUCACUUGCAAAUACAUUGUAUAAUUUUGGGUUAGUAGGAGGUGAAGUUGAAAAAGAAGUAUUUAAACAAAAGUGUAUUGAACUAGUUUCGCUUUUUAUUUUAUCUUUAAGAUGUUACCCUCAAACAAGAGAAUGCGAUGAAGAAAUGGCUGUUCUUUAUAUGCUAGCCUGCCUAAACUACAAGAUUCAAGAUCUUUUUGAUGAUGAGUUCAUGAAAAGAUUAUCAGAAUGAAGAUUUGGAGAUUUUAAAAUAAUGUUUUACAGAGAAUCAGUAGUAUUAACAGUUUACCAACUUAGUAAAGGUGAAACUCCCGUUUUUUUGGAAGCUGAAUUAAAAGGGAGAAAUUCUAUUGAUUUAAAAACUUAUGUAGAUUCUUAUGGCAAUAGCUUUCCCUCUGACAAUAAUUUUCUUUAAUAUUAAUCAAUAUUUUAUUAAAAAACACGAAAAUAUUGGUUUAAUAAACCUAAAAUCAUUAUUAGAAAAGUAGGGUUUCUAAAUAAGUUUUUAAUUUACAAGAAAAUUUGUCCCCUUGUCUCUUAUUAAUUAAAUAUUACUAAAAUAAUUUAAUAUAAAUGUAUUAUUUAAGAUCGGCAAUACAAUACAUAGGACUCCUAAAUAGUUCUGAAAAUUUUUAUAAUGUAUAUGAGACGCUAUCAAAGAAAAACGAUGAUUUUAUUGAAAACAGUCACAGAAAACUAAUGCCACUUGCAAAUACAUUGUAUAAUUUUGGGUUAGUAGGAGGUGGAGUCGAAAAAGGAGUUUUAAACAAAAGGGCAUUGAGCUAGUUCAAUUUUUAUUUUGUCUUUAAGAUACUAUCCCCGAGCAGCAUAAUGCGACAAAGAAAUGGCUGUUCUUCAUACGCUAGCCUGCCUAAACUAUAAGAUUAAAGUCCUUUUUUAUGAUGAGUUCAUGAAAAGAUGAUCAAAAUGAAGAUUUGGAGAUUUAAACUAUUAUUUUACAGAGAAUCAGCAGUAUAUACAGUUAGUAAACUUAGUAAAGGGAAAAAAUACUUUUUGUAUGGAAAUUGACCUAAAAAGAAAGAAAUUCUAUUGAUUUUAACAAUUAAUUAUAAAUGUAAAAUAUACCAAUGAUAAGAAUAACAAUUGAAACCGGAAAAUAAAAUAUUGCUUUUGUUGAAUCAGACAUGUAAACGGAUAGCAUAAGAGAAACUGUAAAGAUGAUUCCUCCGUAGGAGAAUGUAGUACUCUUUAGGGUUUGUUUAAAAGCAAACCUCAAUCCUUUAGUAGUAGAAAAUUGCUCAUCUACAUAAGUUGCGAGAUUUAACUUUGUUUCUAAAUCUAAAUCAGGGCUGCUUAGAAUUGCCCAUUUUCAUUUUUUUACUGCUUCAGGUUUUUCUAAGAAAAAUUCGGUUGAAAUUGCCUAUUUGAUUUAAUUCUUUAAUUAUAUCUUGCAGUUCCGAAUUUAUUUCAAUUAUUUCCCUUCUUUUAUAAGGGUAAAGAGCAUGCAAAAAAGAUAAAGCAGCUACAAAGUCAAAGCAAGAUUUGGUAAUCCCCUGCCAAAAGGCCACUUGUUAGGGCUAACGUAAGCCCUGAGAUUAAUGAUGUUAGGGUGCAACUUGGUCCUCUAUCGCUCUUAGCAAUAAGCCCUUCUAACGAGGGUUCAUACAGCAUAAGUAUAUUUAAAUACCUUUCACGAGGAUGUGGUGCUGAUUUGAUAAUAAUCGAGUUUUUGAUAAAACCCUUCUCAAUGAGAUAACCUUUUUAAUCUCAAUGUUGUUCAAGGCACUAUAAUUUUUAUUAUUGUUGCAAUAUUCAAUAAGUCUGCAAGCUUGGAUGCGAUCGAAUUUUGCUGUUUCUUCAAGUAGGCUCAUUAAAAUAUCUGAUUUUUAUAAAGCCCCUCAAUCUAUUUUAUUGUUAGCAAACUAAUGAAACAUUAUUAAAAUAAUUUUAUUCUUUAAAUAAACUAAAUGUGUCAAUUUCUUAGCGAAUGAGCUAUGCUUUAAGUUUUAUUGCUUCAAAUGAUCUUAAAUAUGACUAUUUAAGCAGCGAUUCUAUAAGCACAAUCUGAUAAGUUGCAGAAUUAAUAAAUUUUGAAUAAGUAAAAAUUGCAAUUUAUGGGAUGUGUGACUAGCAGAAGAUCCCCUGGCUCAUUUGAAUUACAAACCAAAUCCAGACGAAGACAGCGAAAUCGAAGAAAUUACUGAGCUUCCCAUCCGUGCCCAAGAUGAAGAUUUUGACCUUGUCUCAGCUGUUGAGCUUUCUGUAUCAUGCAAUAACCUUUUGCUGGCAAAGGCAUAACUGUAGACCCUACUGCUGUAUUUUAUAUAGAUGAUGACAUCGGAAACUAAGCAGAAAAAGGUCGCACAGAAAUUCAAAGAAAUAAUCUAAAUCCUUCUUUUAUCAAAUCUUUCAAAAUUUCUUACUCAUUUGAAAAGCAGCUGCGAUUUCGCUUUGAUAUCUACAAUAUCAAUUAUUCGCAAGAUUCCAAAAGUCUUAAGUGGCAAACACAGAUAGGCUCAGCCAAGUUUAUUAUUCAUGAAUAGGAUUUUAACUCAGCACUUAGAUGAGAAAAAAAUUUCAGCUGUCCUUUUUCAAUUGCUGUUUUGGAAUUGAAAGAAUGGCUUAUUUUUCGAGGGAAAAUGAAAUUUUCUGCAUUAGUAUCCCUUCUCUGGAGUUUAAGUCAUUUCGAAAGUUUGAGGUUAAGCGUCGAGUUUGUUUAAAAAAUUCUUGGGAUAAGAAAAGUUUAAUUGCUCUUUUUGAUGAUGAAAUUAUUUCUAUAAGCUUUUCUGAUUUAGGAGAAGCAAAAAUGUUAGUUUCAGGCAAGUUUACCAAAAUCGAUAUAUCAAAUAAAGGCUAUUUUGCUCUUAUUUCCUCUGAGGACAGGCUAGUGCUUUUGUCUCCUGAAAGCGAGAAAAUUGCUGAAGUAGCGAUCGAACCAAAAAGUAUCAAACUGAAAUUUUAGCCUCAAUUAUCGAUGAUUAUUAUUAGCUACGUCGAAAAAAUAGUUAUUUUAAACUCAGGAACUCUAGAAAAGAUCCAAGAGAUUUUCAUGUCUCAGAAUAGAUUUGGCACCUUCUCCAUGACUAAUAAUAAAAAAUUUAUUCUGUUUCUAGAUAAAGAAGUCCUUCAUUUUUAUGAUUUAAGUAGCUUUAGAGACAAAGAAACAGUAAACGUUGAUUUUCAAAUAAUUUUUAUUGCACAAAGCAUAGACAAUAGCUUAGUUUUUAUUAAUGGGAAAAAAAGACAGUUUUAUGUGUUGGCUUUUCCUGUGCUUGAAUGAGAAAAAUCAAAAAUUAUUACUAGCAAUGAGCCCCUAGAUAGAACUAAAAUGGUAAUCAAGGAAGAUGGUUAUUUCAAGACAUGGGACUUUGAAACUGAUAAAACAGAAAAAAUUAUUGAAAACAAACCAGGCGGAUGAGAAGUUCAAAACGAGAGAGAAUUUUUUGUCUAUUGCUAUUCAGAUUAUACUUUUAGUAAAGUAAACAUUCCAACUAAAACAAUUUCGACUAUUACCUUAGCUAAUUAUUCGAAAACAAUGAGUCAUUAAGAGCCAUCGAUGCGAAUGUUGGAGCACACUCUUAGAUAAAUAGAUAUUUUUUAGAAUUAAUGGUAAAGUUCAAAAAUCUGCAAAUAACGAUACCAACCUUAGGAGGUGAGACUGGGACCCUUAGGAGGUGAGACUGGGACCUUUCGGGCGUCAUACAAAUUCAGAGAGCUUAAGGCUAGGAGGAAAACCAUCCAAAUCUAAUACCUAUAGCUAA
Messenger RNA from Blepharisma stoltei, 7506 nucleotides. The record is from the annotation of a GenBank genome assembly. Lineage: Eukaryota; Ciliophora; Heterotrichea; Heterotrichida; Blepharismidae.